AUGGUGGAUCCACUGAGCCUGGUGACCGCGAUCCUGACGGCGGUGCAGCUGAUCAGGAGCGCGGCGUCGACGGCGAGCCAGAACAAGGAGAAGUGCCUGGAGCUGGCGGAGCGCGUGAAGAACCUGGGCGAAGUCCUGCCCAGCUUCGCGCACGCGGCGGCGAACGACGCCGCGACGGCGCGCGUGCUGGAGAGGCUCAAGGACGCCGUCGGCGAGGCGCUCACGCUUAUCCAGUCCUGCAAAUCCGCCGGUACGUUCUCCGGUAAGUACAGCAGCAGGAAGGCCGGCGACCUGGACAGCGUUGACAAGCGGAUCAACAACUGCAUCAUGGACCUCAGCCUCAUCAACCAAGCUCGCAUGAACAUCGGAGCAGCAGCUGGGGAUGGCAAAGUCCCAGCAGCUCAAACUGGUGCACAUGUUGACCACCACAGCUCCUACUAUCAAGCGCAAGGUGGAGGUGCCUCCACCGCCCAUGUUGCCUCGCCACCGACGCCGACGCUGCAGCACGCAUGGAGUACACCACCGAGCUACUACCAGCAGCCACCCCCGACGCCGACUCUGCAGCACGCAUGGAGUACACCGCCGAGCUAUUACCAGCCACCCGGCUACGUUCAGUAUGUUCCAGCUGGUCCUCCUCACUACGCAGCUUCUCCAGCCCCUCCGGGUUCUAAUCUAUCUUCUUAUUGCACGCUUCCAACAGUCAACAAGAUCAUCAAGCGUGUGUUCCGCUAG
Lolium rigidum is the source of this 732-nucleotide messenger RNA. RefSeq lists its product as uncharacterized. Bases 1 to 732 code for a protein of 243 amino acids. Gene Ontology annotation, biological process: cell surface receptor signaling pathway. The transcript has a single exon. The record is from RefSeq and is a predicted model, not a curated record. Lineage: Eukaryota; Viridiplantae; Streptophyta; Magnoliopsida; Poales; Poaceae.